Anopheles coustani is the source of this 15249-nucleotide messenger RNA. It is a transcript of the gene kug, whose product is annotated as fat-like cadherin-related tumor suppressor homolog. Gene Ontology annotation, molecular function: calcium ion binding. Bases 208 to 15249 code for a protein of 5013 amino acids. Gene Ontology annotation, cellular component: plasma membrane; cell-cell junction. The record is from RefSeq and is a predicted model, not a curated record. Gene Ontology annotation, biological process: homophilic cell-cell adhesion. Lineage: Eukaryota; Metazoa; Arthropoda; Insecta; Diptera; Culicidae. The transcript is spliced from 23 exons.
CGCUGAAUUUCAACUGGAAUAAAUUCUUUUGCUACAAAUAGAGAAAUUUGUACUGCAACGUUCUACAAGAGGGUGUUAUUUACAAUUUCAUCGACAACAAUAAGAUAUUUCAAGCGGAUAAUUGACAGGCUUCCAAACCAAAAUUUAGAGACUCUGAUCGCUCGAUGUUGUGCUGACAUCCGAAGAUGAGUUAACGGUUAGCCGAAGAUGAUCCCGGGCGUGGGCGGAGUGCCACGAGCGCGGUUAUUUGCACUUCUCCUGCUGACGCUGGUGGAAGUGAUAGCGCGCGCUCUAGGCGACCCCGCUCCCUACGUCGGCCGUACCGCCCCGCAAGGCGGUGGUGCUCUGUAUUCUUCUAAAGCCGCUGGAAUUUUCUUCGGCAACAAACAAAAUGACGUCACGAGCGUCACCACACAGCUGGCGAGAGCCGGUGGGAGUAGUGUCGGUGCGUCCAGCGACCUCUGGAUACAUCCGGAGGAUGGCGAGGCGCUACCGGUCGGUGCUCCCCGAAUCGAACGAUCCACAGCCAAACGGCAUUCGGCUGCGGCGACGGACACUGGAUCGAAGUAUAACUUCCACUUCGCGCACGCGGUGUACAACGUGUCGAUACCGGAGAACAGCGUCAUCAAGACGUACGCCGUGCAGCCACCGAACGAGGACCGGAUGGGCAUCCACGUGACGCCGGAUCUGGAGGUGAAGUACAAGAUAGUGUCGGGCGACAAGGACAAGUUCUUCAAGGCGGAGGAGCGCGCGGUGGGUGACUUCGUCUUCCUGGCCAUCCGGCUGCGCACGAACAACAUCGUGCUGAACCGGGAGAAGGGCGACAGCUAUCGGUUGGAGGUGAAGGCAACCGGGACGCGUCGUGAGGGGAAGAGUCGCAUCUCGCUCGAGGCCGACACGGUGAUCGACGUGCGGGUACUGGAUGCCAACGAUCUCAGCCCGCUGUUCUAUCCCACCGAGUACUCGGUCGCCAUCACGGAGGAUACGCCGCUGCACAAGAGCAUCCUGCACGUGGUGGCCGAGGACGCGGACCUUGGACUGAACGGCGAGAUUUACUACAGCAUCCUGGACGAGACGGAGCAGUUCGCGGUGCACCCGACGACGGGGGUGAUCACGCUGACGCGUCCGCUUCGGUUCACGGACAGUGCGCUGCACGAGCUGAUGGUUGUGGCCAACGAUCGAGGCAUCGGAUCGACGAGAAACCAGGCGAGCAAGGCGCGCGUCAAAAUUAAAGUCUUGCAGGUGAACCUUUUCGCUCCGGAGUUUAAGAUCCGGGCACUGCCGGACAUCCUGGAAAACUCGAACACAAACAUUUUCGGCAUCGUGCUGGUAACGGACAAGGACAAGGGUGUGCACGGGCAGAUCAAGAGCCUGGACAUCGUGGACGGCGACCCGGAUGGGCACUUCCGCAUCAAGCCGACCAACCGGCCGGGCGAGUAUGUGAUUGAGGUGCACCGGCUGCUCGACCGGGAGACGGCCCCGGCUGGCUACAACCUGACGCUGCGAGCCGUCGACCGGGGCAUUCCACCCAAGCAGGCGUACAUUGUGACGCCGGUCCGGCUGGCCGACAUCAACGACAACGCGCCGGUCUUCAAUCGAGAGAUCUACGAGGUGUCGGUGCCGGAAACGUCUCCACCGAACACGCCCGUCAUCCGGCUCAAGGUGACCGACCGGGACGAGGGCAAGAACGCGAAGGUAUUCCUGGAGAUCGUGGGCGGCAACGAGGGUGGCGAGUUCCGCGUGAACCCGGAGACGGGCAUGCUGUACACGGCGGUGCCGCUCGAUGCGGAGCAGAAGGCGUUCUACACGCUCACGGUGUCGGCGAUCGACCAGGGGAAUCCGGGCACGCGCAAGCAGUCGUCGGCGAAGGUGAAGAUCAACGUGCAGGACACGAACGACAACGAUCCGAUCUUCGAGACGUCCAACCUGACGAUCUACGUCGACGAGAACGAACCGGCCGGCACGAUCGUGACGAAGGUGACGGCACGCGACAAGGAUCUUGGCGAGAACGCGUACAUCUCGUACAGCAUCGCCAACCUGAACGACGUCCCGUUCGAUAUCGAUCACUUUUCCGGCUCGGUGCGCACCUCCAAGCUGCUGGACUACGAGAGCAUGCGGCGGGAGUACGUGCUGCGGGUGCGUGCCAGCGACUGGGGGUUGCCGUACCGACGCCAGACGGAGAUGCAGCUCGUUAUAAAGCUGCGCGACGUCAACGACAACCGGCCGCAGUUCGAGCGGAUCGACUGCCUCGGGCGGAUACCGCGGUACACACCGAUCGGGACGGAGAUCUUCACGCUUUCGGCGCUCGACUUCGACUACGGCAGCGUGGUGACGUACCGGUUGCUAUCCGGCUUCGAGGACGGGUGCUUCAACCUCGACGCGGUCACGGGGAUUAUUUCCGUCGGCUGCGACCUGAACGACGUGGGCGUGGAGCAGCGUGAACUUAAUGUGACGGCCACGGAUGGGACGCACUUCGCCGACACGGCUCGGAUACAGAUCAAUCUGGUGCGCAACAAGCGUAACCUGGGCGCGAACCUGAAGGCUGAGGACGGCGCCACGUUCGAGUGCCGCGAGACGGGAGUGGCGCAGCGACUGACGGAGAUUAUGGCGGCGGCCGAGCGGAACAACAUGCCCGGGCGGGAUGCCGGCAAUGGGGGUGGUGGCGCGUCGGACGACUUUGCCAUGAUGCCGAGCCGAUACGGGGAGAACGUACACGCGCCGGAGUUUGUCGAUCUGCCGCUGGAGGUGAAAAUUAACGAAUCGAUGCCGCUGGGCACGACGAUCACGUGGAUAAAGGCGCGCGAUCGCGACCUUGGCUACAAUGGGAAACUUGUGUUCGGCAUUUCCGGCGGUGAUGACGAUUCCGUUUUUCGGCUCGAUCCCGAUAACGGGGAGCUGAAGAUCAUCGGAUACCUCGAUCGGGAACGGCAGGACGAGUACCUGCUCAACAUCACCGUGUACGAUCUUGGGAAGCCUCAGAAAUCGAUCUCGAAAAUCCUGCCCAUUACAAUUCUGGACGAGAACGACAAUGUGCCGCGGUUUGAAAAGUCACUCGCAAGCUUCCGCGUCACGGAGAACGCCUUGAAUGGGACGGUGAUUUUCCGCGUCAAUGCAACCGACGCCGACCUCGGGCAGAAUGCAAAGGUCACGUACAGUCUCGUGACGGACACGAAAGACUUUCGAGUGGACGCCGAAACGGGUGUCUUGAUGGUGGUUGCCCCACUCGACCGCGAGCGGCAGGAGGUGUACGAGCUGAAAAUUCGUGCCACAGACGGUGGAGGUGACCAAAACACGCCCGCCCUCUACUCGGACGCACUGGUGCGCGUCACCGUGGACGACAUCAACGACAACGCGCCCGAGUUUAGCGUGCAGGAUCUCACGGUGCGCAUCCGGGAGGAUGUCCCGCGGGGCACGGUGGUGACUGUGGUUUCCGCAAUCGACCUCGACAGCGGUCCGAGCAGCGAGAUCCUGUACAGCUUUGGCGAGAACGGCGACGGCGAGGGUUCGUUCCGGAUCGACAAGCAGUCCGGUACGAUCCGGACGGCGAAGAUGCUCGACUUCGAGGAGCGCCAGGUGCACAGCCUGAUCGUGAAGGCCAUCGACCGCGGGACGCCCUCGCUGUCGUCGGAAACGGCCGUCAUCGUGGAGGUGAUUGACGUGAACGAGAACCGGUUCGCACCGCAGUUCGAGGACUACGUGUUGGUGGGCUCGAUUGCGGAAAAUAAACCGCCCGGCGCGCAGGUGAUGCACGUCGUGGCGAAGGAUGCCGACCUUCCCGGGCCGGACUCGCGAGUCACCUACUCGAUUAAAGGAGGCGACGGUUUGGGCAUCUUUACCAUCGAUAAUGAAGGAACCAUACGCACCCUCGCCUCGCUGGAUCUGGAGACAAAGCCGAGCUACUGGUUGACGGUCUGCGCCCAGGAUCAGGCCGUCGUGCCCCUGCACUCCUGCGUUCAGGUGUUCAUCGAGGUGCUGAACGAAAACGACAACGUCCCGCUGACGCAAGAUGCCGUCUACUACCCGUCGGUGCCGGAGAGCAGCCCGGCGGGCGUGAAGGUGCUGCAGCUGGUGGCCGAAGACCGGGACAUUGAUCUGUACCAACAGAUUUCCUAUCGCAUUACGUCCGGCAACCCGGAGGGUUACUUUGCCAUCAACAGCUCGAGUGGAUUAAUAACAACCACCGCUCGGAAACUGGACCGUGAAAACCAACCGGAACAUAUUUUGGAGGUCCUGGUGAUGGAUAGCGGCGCACCGCAGCUUUCGUCGACGACGCGCGUCGUCGUGCAGGUGGAGGACAUCAACGACCAUGCGCCAGAGUUCGAUCAGAAAAUGUACAAAGUGCAGAUCCCGGCGAACGCGAAAAUUGAUCAACCUCUGUUCCAGAACGAUUACGCCAGCAGUGGCUUCGAGCCGCCGGAACUGGAGCUACCGGAACCAAUGCUGUCCGAUCCGGACGUCGGGCUCGACGACGCGGCCACCUGGGAGUCGUUUCCGGAGAAAAACUUCAACGAUCUGCAAGUCGUCUUUCGGGUUCUCGCCACGGAUCAGGACAUCGGCGAGAAUGGUCGCGUGACGUACUCGAUCAAGCCGGGCCGCGGGAAGGCGAAAAAGUUUCGCAUCGAUCCGGACACGGGCGUCAUCUAUGCGGCGCGCACGUUCGAGGUGGACACCGAGUACGAUCUGCUGGUGCGGGCGGAAGAUCACGGCGUGCCGAAGCGAUCGCAGCAGGCUCGCGUAGUGGUGGCGGUUGUGGGGGUGCCGCUGGAGUCGCACAACCCGCCCGUGGUCAAGACGGGUGACCAGCAUGUCGAGCUGACGGAGAGCGAUGUGCCCGGGUUCCUGGUGACUCUGAUACAGGCCUCGGAUCACGAUGGCGAGCAGCUGUGGUACGAUAUUGUUGGUGGUGAUGAUCGAAAUGAAUUCUACAUCGGCCGCGAUAACGGUAACGUGCUGCUGGCGAAAUACCUCGACUGGGAACGGCAGCGUGAGUACAACAUCACGAUCAGCAUCUCGGACGGAGUGCACACGGUCUACACGCAGCUGUACGUGUCGGUAAUCGACAUCAACGACCAUCGGCCCGAGUUUACUGAGUCCGUUUACCGCGUCGAUAUCUCGGAGAACAUCGAGGAGGGCAUGGAGGUGCUGCAGCUGCACGCCACCGACGAGGACGAGGACAAGAAGCUGUUCUACAGCCUGCACGCGGCCCGCGAUCCCAUCUCGCUGAAGCUGUUCCGGGUGGACUCCGUCACCGGGAGCAUCGUGAUGGCGCACCGGCUCGACCGUGAAACGCUCGCCGAGCACGUCCUCAUCGUAAUCGUGAAGGAUCAGGGUACGCCAGCGAAGCGGAACUACGCCACGGUCGUUAUAACCGUGCACGACCACAACGACCAUGCGCCCGAGUUUACGACGAAGAUUGUACAGGGUAAGGUGUACGAGACGGCUGCCAUUGGAACGCGAGUGGUUCAGGUGUACGCGAUCGAUCGGGACAUUGGUGAUAACGCGCGGAUUACGUACACGAUCGUAAGUGGCAACAUCGGGAAUGUGUUUGGCAUCGACUCGAACAUGGGUGUGAUCAGUGUGGCGAAGCAGCUGGACAUUAGCACCCUGUCGGAGUACAUGCUGCAGGUGAAAGCGACCGACGGUGGUAAACCGGCGCUCUCGUCGCAGAUCCCCGUGCAUAUCAUGAUCAACAUGGCUGACAAUGCGCCACCUCGGUUCACCUCGGAGGAUCCCGCCGCGGAGAUUUACGAAAACCUUCCGAUCGGUACGUUCGUUAUCCAUCUGGAAGCGCGCAGCACCUCGUCGCUGCUGUUCCAGAUCGUCGGCGGUAACGUGGACGAUGUGUUCUUCAUCAACCCCUCAACGGGCGUCAUCACGACGAAGGAUCUACUAGACUACGAGCACAACAAGUUCUACAAUCUAACGGUGCGUGCAACGAACAUGGCAUCGGCAUCGGCCACCUGCUCGGUGAUCAUAAAUGUGCUCGACAAGAACGACAACGUGCCGUACUUCGAGCAGCAGGUGUACCGUGGAGAGGUCUCGGAGGCCGCUCCGAUCGGAUCGCUGGUGUUGACCCUCUCCGAGCCGAUGCUCACGCAGGCGAACGGAAACGGAGCGCUUUCCGGUACCACCGGAAACAACAACCAUAUGGUAAACGCUUCGCUGCCGCUCGUCAUCAAGGCGAAGGAUGACGAUUCCGGCCUGAACGCCCUAUUGCACUACGACAUCCUGGACAUGCUGCCUAGGAGGUACUUCCACAUUGACUCGAGCACCGGUGCGAUCAAGACGAUCAUGUUCCUCGAUCACGAGAAGAUUCCAUUCUUCAGUUUUCACGUUAAGGUAACUGAUCUCGGCAAACCUCGUUUGACAUCGGAACUAACGGCGGAGGUGCGCAUCAACAUCACCGACGUGAACGACUGCGCACCGAUGUUUUCCCAGAAGGAGUACAACGUAACGCUCCUGCUGCCGACCUAUGCCAACGUAGCCGUGCUGCAGGUGAACGCGACGGACGAGGAUAGCUCGGAGAACUCCACCCUGCGCUACGACAUCAUCGAGGGUAAUCGGGACGGUGUGUUCGCCAUUGAUGCUCAGUCCGGUAUCAUUACGACACGGGACGUCGAAAGCAUCGGUCCAUCGUAUCGGUUGGCGGUGCGCGUCUCCGAUGGCAAGUUCGCCAAAGUGGCCCAGGUGUACAUCAACGUCGAGACGUCCGAGAACUCCGGACUCAUCUUCCAGCGGCCAAUCUACGAGGGUUCUAUCAUGGAAAACAGCACCAAGAUCAGCACGGUCGCGGUGGUGAACGUACUCGGCUCGAACCUGAACGAACACAUUGAGUUCAACAUACUCAACCCGACCGAUAUGUUCCGCAUCGGCCUGACGUCCGGUGCGAUACAAACGACGGGUCAAAAGUUCGACCGUGAGGUGCGCGACAACUACGAGUUGAUUGUGGAGGCACGUUCGCAGCAACCGGACCGCGAAAAACCGCGCGUGGCGCACGUCAUCGUGAACGUGACGAUUCUGGACAUCAACGACAACUGUCCGAUGUUUGUGAACCUACCGUACUACGCGGUCGUGUCGGUGGACGAUCCGCGCGGCUCGGUCAUCACGAAGGUACACGCCCUCGAUUUGGACAGCUUCGAGAACGGCGAGGUGCGAUACGAGAUGAAGCGUGGCCAUGGGGAGCUGUUCAAGGUGGAUCGCAAGACGGGCGAAGUGACGCUGAAGCAAACGCUCGAGGGUCACAACCGGGACUACGAGCUGCUCAUAUCGGCGUACGAUGGAGGUAUAACGCCCUGCUCGACGGAUGUUACCGUCCACGUUAAGGUGAUAGAUAAAUCGAUGCCGGUGUUCAGCAAGCAGUUCUACUCGGACACGGUGGCGGAGAACAUCGAGCUCCACUCGCCACUGUCGGUCGCCAUCCAGGCGGAGAGCCCGCUCGGCCGGAAGCUGAUCUACAGCAUCGUGAAGGGCAACGAGCUGGAGGAGUUCGCCGUCGAUUUCAACACAGCACCGGACAGUACAAACGGGCCAUGUGCCAUCUACGUCGUGGACGAGCUGGACUACGAGCGACUGCAGAGUUAUGAACUUUUAAUUAGAGCCACCGACAGCGUGUCGGGCGUAUCGGCGGAGGUUCCGGUGUCGGUGCUGGUGCAGGACGUGAACGACUGCCCGCCGGAGAUCGAGCAGGACAGCUACAACAUCACCGUGUCGGAGCGGGCUCCCUUCGGAACGGCCAUCCUGAAGGUGCAGGCGAAAGACAACGAUACCGGCAUCAACCAGGUCAUAAACUAUGUCCUUCAGACGGACUCGAAGAACACCUCCGAGCACUUCCACAUGGACCCGGUCGACGGCGUGAUCUAUCUGAAGAAAUCGUUGGACCACGAGACGCUAAGCCAUCACCAUUUCACCGUCGUCGCAUCCGAUAAGGGUGUGCCGAGUCUCAGCUCGACCGCCCACGUUUGGGUUUCAGUGAUGGACAUGAACGAUAACCCGCCGAAGUUCGAGCAACCCUCGUACUCUUGUGUCCUUUCGGAGCACGCUUCCCGCGGCCAGUUUGUGACGGUCGUGUCUGCCUCCGACCCGGACUACAUAGACCACGAUCGGCUCGUGUACACGAUCGCCCAGGGCAACGAGCUGCAGACGUACGGCAUCGAUCCGGUGACCGGCAUCAUCACGCUGGUCAACAUGCAGAACUUUGCCGAGAAGCACGUCUCGAUCCUGAACGUUUCGGCGACCGAUGGCGUCUACACGAGCUUCACGCGUGUGAAAAUUACCAUCCUACCGGCCAAUCUGCACAAUCCCACGUUCGAGCUGCUGAACUACGAGGCGAAGGUGGACGAGAAUCAGCUCGCCGGUCGACUCGUCACAACGGUCAAGGCAACGGAUAAGGACUUUGGCGAGUACGGUCGGCUGGCGUACUCCAUCAUCUCCGACGACAUGCAGGAGUACUUCUCGAUCGACAAGGAGAAGGGCGAAAUCGUCACGAAGAAAAAGCUCGACCGGGAGGAGCGAAUGCAGUACGAGGUGCCGGUGAUGGCGGUGGACGCCGGUGGACGGGCCGGUUUCAGCACGGUCCGCAUCCGGAUCGGGGACGAGAACGACAACCAGCCGGUGUUCCAGUAUCGCGAGUACAAGACGCUCAUCCAGGGCAACCUGACCGUCAACACGACGUUCUACCGGGUGCGGGCGGUCGACGCGGACGACAAUCAGAACGCCGUGGUGAAGUACUCCAUCUUCGAUGCGGCCAACAGCGGCAUCCGGGAGCUGUUCGGGGUGGACGAGAACACCGGUGGUCUCUACCUGAAGAAGAGUGCCGUGCAGUGGGAAAACCAGCUGUUCCAGUUCUUCAUACGCGCAAACGAUGGGGGUACUCCUUCGCUCUACUCGGACGUCCCGAUCGAUAUCUACGUGAUGAGUUCGGCUGAGAAUCCACCGCUUUUCGAGAAGAAGGAUCGUAAGCUGUUCCUAUCGGAGAGCUCGCUGCCGGGAACGGUCAUCACUCGGUUGCGACUGUCCGGCAACGUAACCGCACACUAUCGUAUCCUUUCGGAUGAGCUGGAGGAGCCACAGUUCACGAUCAAUGACGCCGGUCAGCUGCGGUUGGCGAAGACGCUCGAUCGGGAGACGCGGGACUCGCACCUGAUCGCGAUACUGGCCGAGACGGACUCCAGUCCACCGCUGACGGCCGUAACGGAGAUCGUACUGCACGUGCAGGAUGAGAAUGAUAACACACCGAUCUUUGAGAGUAAUCCUUAUUCGUUUACGCUGGCGGAGAACAUCGAGAAAGGUAGUUCGAUCAUGAAGCUGACGGCACGGGACGCGGAUAGCGGUAACAACGGGGAUAUCAGGUACGCCCUGUCGCCAGAUGUUGGGGACAUCGUAAACAUCUUCGAUGUGGAUGCGUACACGGGCUGGAUCACGACGCUGGUACCCCUGGACAAGGAGAAGCGGGAGGACUACAAGUUCCAGGUGAUUGCCACGGACAAUGGGCAGCCGAAACAUACGACCCGCUCGACGGUGAUCAUACGCCUGAAGGACUACAACGACUGUCCGCCGGUGUUCAAGGAGACGCACUACCGCGCGACGGUAAACGAGGACGCCCUUCCGGGGACGGUGGUACUGCAGAUCUCUACCACGGAUAAGGAUGUCGACCUGAAGACGGCCGUUGAGUACUACAUCAUCUCGGGCGACUCGUUGUCGCAGUUCCAGAUCAAAAACACCGGCGAAGUGUUCGUCGUGAAGGCACUCGAUCGGGAGAGCAUCGCCGAGUACGAGCUGAAGGUGAUCGUUACCGACGGCAAGUACACGUCGACGGCGAACAUCUCGGUCACGGUGCUGGAUGCGAACGAUAACCCACCGUACUGCUUGAAGUAUCGCUACCGAGAGGAACUCAGUGAAGGUGCUCGACCCGGCACGCCCGUCCUGCAGGUUCUCGCCAACGAUAUGGACGAACCGGCGAACAGUCGACUGCGGUUCUACCUCACCGGCACCGGGGUGGAAGACUUCAAUCUGGACAAAGACUCGGGUCACCUGAAAACGGCACGCAAGCUCGACCGUGAGACGCAGUCCAGGUACAGUCUGAUGGCGCACGUGCAGGAUCGCGACCAUCCCGGGUGGGAGUGUUCGUCGCAGAUCGAGCUCGCGCUGACCGACCUCAACGACAAUCCGCCCGAGUUCUCCAUGAACCCGUACAGCGUGACGCUUCCGGAGGACGCCGAAGUGGGUACGCUAGUGACGAAGAUCCACGCGACCGAUGCGGAUAUCGGGAUCAACCGGAAGAUCAAGUACGCGUUCCUUGACUCGUACCGUGAUCACUUCCGUAUCGCACCGGAAUCGGGCAUUGUGACGCUUGCGAAACCACUCGAUCGGGAGCUGAAAGCCCUCUACAAUCUGUCCGUAUCGGCGAUCGAUCUUGGGCAUCCGCCUCUUUCGAACUCGGCCACGCUCAUCAUCAACGUGCAGGACAUCAACGACAACCCGCCCGAGUUCACCUCGAAGCACUACUUCGCCUCGGUACCGGAGAUCAAUUCGAUCGGGUCGGAGAUACUGAAAGUGCUCGCCACCUCCAAGGAUACCGGCAUCAACGCGGAGAUCUCGUACUCGAUCAUCGGUGGCAACGAGCAUCGGAAGUUUACGAUCAACAACAAAACGGGAAUACUUUCGUUGGCGGACACGUUGGAUUACGAGCGGGCGCGGGACUACUUCCUCACUAUACAGGCUGUCGAUGGUGGAACGCCACCGUUGAGUAACCUGGCUACGGUGAACAUCUCCGUGACGGACAGUAACGACAACCAUCCGCAGUUCACGCAGAACUCGUACAACGCCCGUAUCCGUGAGGACGCUCAGCGUGGCGAUCGGAUACUGCAGGUUCGCGCGAACGAUCUCGACGCGGAGGACAAUGGACGUGUGAGCUACACGAUCGAGCGGGGUGAUCGGAUGGAACAGUUCGCGAUCGAGGAGGACACCGGGUACAUCUCGGUGGCGGGCACCCUCGACCGGGAGUCGAUCUCGAGCUACGUGCUGGAGGUGCAGGCUCGCGAUCAUGGCGUUCCGACGCUGACGGCGUACGUGCUGGUAAACAUUGAGAUUUCCGACGCCAACGACAACCCGCCGAUGUUCACGCAGUCCAACUACACGGCGGUCGUGCAGGAGGACAAGCAGAUCGGGCACACGCUGUUGAAGUUCGAUGUGACCGAUGCCGACACGGGUCAGAAUGCGGCCCCAUAUACGUUCGACUUCCGGGCGGGUAACGAAGGUGGUACGUUCCGCAUCGAGCAGGACGGUAUCCUCCGUACGGCCACACGCUUCAGUAGUAAAAUCCGCGAUAGCUAUCAGUUGCAGGUGCGGGUGUUCGACAAUGGCACCCCGCCACUCUACUCCGACACCUGGGUGCUGGUGAAGGUGAUCGAGGAGUCACAGUAUCCGCCGGUUAUCACACCGCUCGACAUCGCCAUCAAUUCGUUCAUGGACGAAUACCCAGGCGGUGUGAUCGGGAAGGUGUACGCCACCGAUCAGGACCAGUACGACACGCUCACGUACGGGCUGGCACCAACCGUCGGCGUGCUCUAUUCGCCCACGAACCUCUUCAACAUCUCGCGCAACGAUGGAGUGAUCUACGCCUACCCGCGGCUCGACGUCGGCGACUAUCGCGUCAACGUCACCGUCACCGAUGGAAAGUUUUCCUCGUUCACCAUCGUGAAGGUGUCGGUGGAGCUGAUCAACGAGGAGAUGCUCACGAACGCGGUUGUCAUACGCUUCAUCAAGGUGUCCCCGGAGACGUUUGUGCUGAGCCACCGGAAGGGUUUCAUCCGCUCGGUGCGAAACGCGAUCGGGUGUAAGAUAAAAGACAUCAUCAUCAUCUCGGUGCAGCCAUCGAGUGACGAUAUGAACCUGAUUCAGCACCGGCUUUCGCGACGCUCGCUUGGAGGGCUGGCGAACGUGACCUCAACGGAGGAGGAGAAUCUUAGUUCACGCACCCGGCGCAACACGAACCGCGACCUGGACGUACUGUUCACGGUACGGAAAAGUCAAACCGGUGGGUACUAUGCGGCGCACGAAAUCCGACGGUCGAUCGAGGAAAACCUCGAGGAGAUCGAGGACGCCACCAAGCUGCAGAUCGACGAGGUGGUGAAGUCCAAGUGUUUGCCAAACUUUUGCAUCCACGGCGAGUGCGAGGAUCGGAUCGUGCUGGAUCCGAAGAUCAUCCACCCGGUGUCGACGGAUGUGACGAGCUUCGUGUCGGCCCGGCACUCCCACCGUAUGGAGUGCAGCUGCAAGGAGGGUUACGGCGGGGAGAAGUGUCAGCAUGCGGUCAACGAGUGCUCCAAGUCGCCGUGUCCGAGCUACAAGACUUGCAUUCCCGACUCCUCCGAUCAGGGCUAUCAUUGCGCGUGUCGGGAGGGUUUCGCCGGUCCGAAAUGCGACCGGGACAUUACGCUGUGCAACGACGAGACGUGCUACGUGCCGCGGAACCCGGUGUCGUUCGGUGGCAAGAGUUACGCGCACUACCGGAUCGAGAAGGAGAUCGCUCGGAAGAACCUGGAGGACCAGCUGGUGCUGAGUCUGCGCUUGCGCACGGUUCAACCUACCGGUAACAUCAUGUACUCGGCCGGGAAGGUGGAUUUCAACAUUCUCGAGGUUAUGAACGGCGUCAUCCAGUACCGGUUCGAUCUGGGCUCGGGCGAGGGAAUGGUGAGUGUGUCCAGCAUCUUCGUAUCGGACGGGCUCUGGCACGAGGUGCGACUCGAGCGUGAGGGUAACAGCGCCAAGGUGUUCGUGGACGGAAAGCACGUAGCGCAGGGCAAUGCACCCGGGGUGAACGGAGUACUCAACCUGCAGUCGGACGAUAUCUUCUUCGGUGCGGAAGUGAAGCAACACCCUACCGUGCUUGGGUUCGAGGACGUUCAGAAGGGUUUCAUCGGCUGCAUGGAUGACAUUCGGUUGUCGAAAAUACCCGUCCCCUUGCACAUGAACGGUGCCAGCACGGUGGCCAGCUUGCGCCGGUUCGCGAACGUAGAGUUCAGUUGUGACGCGGUGUCGGUUCUUGUGCCGCUGGGAGUCUGCGGUACGCAACCGUGCUGGAAUGGAGGCACCUGCAAGGACAUCGGAGGUGGUAACUUUGAGUGUCUGUGUCAUUCGCGCUUCUCCGGUCCUUUCUGCAAGGAAGACCUCGACCCGUGCUCCUCCUCGCCGUGCCUGUACGGUGGUAAGUGUUCGAAGAUUGGCUUCGGGAACUACACCUGCGACUGUCCGGCACGGAUGUCUGGCAAGCGGUGUGACUAUGGGCGCUUUUGUACCCCGAAUCCGUGCCGCAACGGUGGAGUGUGCGAGGAGGGUGAUGACGGACCGCUCUGCAUGUGCCACGGGUACACCGGAACGACCUGCGAAACCGACAUCGACGAGUGUGAACGGCAACCGUGCGGUAAUGGUGCGACGUGCAUCAACGAAGCCGGUAGCUUCAGCUGCAUCUGUCCACCGGAGAUGACGGGUACCAGCUGUGGUGAUCCGCUCAACACGAACGCCCUGACGAUCGCCCUCAAGAAGGUCACGCCGGAGAUGUUCUACAUUACGGCAAGCAUCAUCGGUACGAUUCUGAUGGUGGUCGUUAUCUGGGGUGUGGUGUGCGCCUGCAAAAAGAAACGUCGUUCGAACCGUCACGAAAAGAUCAACAACGAAGCGAACAAGGGAAUCGUGCUGAACCCGGUCUCGGACACUGCCGGGGGUUAUAAGCGAGGCUCGAAGAUGAGUAACCUCGAGAUUCAGCGCGAUCAGCGACCGGUGUCGUACACACCGAGCAGUAACAACGCGGCCGAGCACAUGUACAGCUGCAAUGCGGCCUCAAUGCUGCAGUACAACAAUCUGGAUACGCUGCGCAGCUACGGGUCGGCCGGGGACGAGCUGGAAAAUGUUCCUCCCGAGUACCGCAAGGGUGGCAUCGUACCUUCGACACAGCAGAUGGUUAACAUUAACGGCGGUGGUGGUACGGCAAACACCACCUCGAGUGACACCGAGUCGCUGCACAAGCAGAAGUGGACCGAUCAGAUCCAACUGCAGACGUUCAAUCACGACAAGCUCAACAACGACAUGAAGCGACUCGCGCAGAACGCCUCACCGGAUCCAUCAUAUCACCACCAUCAGCAUCAUCAGCAUCAACAGCAACAGCAGCAACAACUACAACCCCUUUUGCACCAGCAACCACACCCGGCGACCCACCAUCACCUCCGAGCGUCACCGAUGCAGCUCAAGCCACCGCAGAUAGGCAUCCUACCCGGUCGGCUUUUGAACACGCAGCACUCGCCAACGAUGCUGAUGCCACCGCACAGCUUCGAGGAUCCACCGUCGCACCAUGGCAGUACCGCCGCGUACCACUGGGACUGUUCCGAUUGGGUCGGACGCGGGCACCAUCCGCUGCCAAACAUCACCGAAGUUCCGGGCAGUGAGGUACCGGACUCGUCCAGCUUCCACAGCAACGAAAGCAAUGAAUCGCACCCGAAGAACAGUCUCCUUCCGCCGAUCCUGGGUCCCGUGGACUCGACGCGUGACAUCGAGACGCUCAACGAGGACAACGAGUCGGAGUUUGUGGACGAUUCGGAGUGCGACCAGAGUGAGCAGCCGCUUUCGUUGGGUUUCGAGCAGAACUCCUCCAUAUCCUGCCUCAACCCGCUCGACAGUGGUAGUGAAGAUUAUAGAUUUAAUACAGUGCCUUUAAAAGUUAAUACACCUGAUAGUUAUCUGCGUCAUCCGAACAGCUACUUGCCGAAGUAUAACAUACAGAGCGAGACGGAGGGCGAAAAUGUGCCACUGACGGGCCGGAAGCCGCUGAACGGGCUCGAGAUCGGGCGGCAUCAGCUGGUCGAGUCCGACGACGACGACGUCGAGUCGUACGGGUUCCCGCAAACGCGCCGUAACCGUCGCGAACCCAGUGAUAUCGAUUUAGUUUUAAAAACCGACGAAGGUAGCUCUCUGCUAAGCCAUUCCCGCACCCUCAACAGCUCCAACCACUCGAAUAGCGACCUCUCGACGCAGCUCUGCGAGAUCGACGAUUCCGAAUACGAGCAGGAUCAUCAACCACAUCCACAGCAUCACCACCAUAUCCAACAGCCGGCACCACCAUCGGGCAACGUGUCCGGUGGUUCCUCCUCGGCCAGCGGCAGCCAGACCGGCUCGAUCUCGACCAGCAGCGGGGCCACGGCCAAGCCGAAGCAGCAGAAGGUCAAGUGGAGCAACGUGGUGCAGCACACGGAAGUUUGA